Molecule: messenger RNA, 1116 nt
Organism: Mus caroli (Ryukyu mouse)
Lineage: Eukaryota; Metazoa; Chordata; Mammalia; Rodentia; Muridae
Source: RefSeq, a predicted model, not a curated record
AAGCGGAGGCCUACGGAGCCGGGGCUCCUGACCUCCAAGCGCGGCCGAUGAAGGCUACAUUUUAGAACUGGAAGCUCAGGUAAAAAGAAUUCGCUUUCACCACCAGCAAGGAGCUCAGACUAUCACCUGCUGAAGUCCCCAGUGGCCAUGGUGUGCCUACCUCAUCCAUUGCAGACAUCUAAUGGCUCCCCUUCCUGUCCUGAGCAGUCCUCCUCACUCUCAGGGACUUGGACAAUCACCCCAGGAGGCAGGUUUGGUAACCAGAUGGGGCAGUAUGCCACAUUGCUGGCCCUAGCCCAGCUCAAUGGUCGCCAAGCCUUCAUCCAACCUGAGAUGCACACCACCCUGGCCCCCGUGUUCCGAAUCUCCCUGCCAGUGCUGGACCCUGAGGUGGACAGCCUCACACCUUGGCAGCACUUAGUCCUACAUGACUGGAUGUCAGAGGAGUACUCCCAUCUGGAGGACCCAUUUCUCAAGCUGUCUGGUUUCCCCUGCUCUUGGACCUUUUUCCACCAUCUUCGGGAACAGAUUCGUAGGGAAUUCACUCUGCAUGACCAUCUACGGCAAGGUGCCCAGUACCUGUUGAGAGGGCUCCGUAUAGGCCCGGCGGGCAUCCGUCCUCAAACCUUUGUGGGUGUCCAUGUGCGUCGUGGAGACUAUCUGGAGGUGAUGCCCAAUCGCUGGAAGGGUGUGGUGGGUGACCGAGCUUACCUCCAGCAAGCCAUGGACUGGUUCCGGGCCCGACACAAAGACCCCAUCUUUGUGGUCACCAGCAAUGGCAUGGAAUGGUGUUUGGAGAACAUUGACACAUCCCGUGGUGAUGUGGUCUUCGCUGGCAAUGGACAGGAGGGUACACCGGGGAAGGACUUUGCACUUCUCACACAGUGUAACCACACCAUCAUGACUAUUGGCACCUUUGGCUUCUGGGCUGCCUACUUAGCUGGUGGAGACACAGUCUACCUUGCUAACUUCACCCUGCCAGAUUCGGAGUUUCUGAAGAUCUUCAGGCCUAAGGCUGCCUUCCUGCCUGAGUGGGUGGGCAUCAAUGCAGACUUGUCCCCACUGCAGGCUCACUUUGACCCCUGGAAGCCAGACAGUCUUUUUAGAUUGGUCUGA